CACGGGGCUGCCCCUGCUCAGCUGUCGCUGUCUGUGACUGUACUGGGUCCCCAUGACAGUCCCGCUCCGCUCGUCCUCGCCGCCGGCACCCAGCCCCCCCGUGCUCGCAGCGCCUGUGGUCCCCGUGCAUGGACCUGAGCCACGUCCCCGCCGCCCGCGAGAAGGGCUGGUACCUGGCGCUGAUGGCCCCCAACACCAAAGGUCCCAACUACGCCUGGCUGGACCCGUCCCGGCUCUACUGCCACCCGCAAGGCUUGCAGGACUGCGUGGCUGACCUGCUGCAGCCCUUCCAGGGGGACCCCAUCGACCUGGUGGCCGGCAUCGAUGCCAUGGGCUUCAUCCUGGGUGCUGCCGUGGCCACCGCGCUACACAAGGGCUUCCUGGCCAUCCGUAAAGCCGGGCACCUCUGCGUGGAGACGUUGUCGGAGCCCUACACCGACUACUCAGGCCGAGAGAAGGUGAUGGAGGUCCGCACCGACACCGUCUCGCCGGGUCUGCGCGUCCUCCUCGUGGACCAGUGGGUGGAAACCGGGGGCACCAUGCGAGCGGCCAUCCGGCUGGUGGAGCGGCUGGGGGGGGUCGUGGCAGGCGUCGCGGCCGUCUGCAUCGAGGACAGCGAGGGCGCGCGGUGGAUCCGGGAGCGCUACAAGUGCGCCCACUGCGUGCCCCCCCGCCUGCAGCCACGCUUCGACCGCCACCAGACGGGCUGGGAAUGAUGCUGGGUCCGGCACCGUGCACCCCGAGUUUGGGGCGUUUUCUGCCCGGUUUGGGUUUUUGGCGUAACAACUCCUCCAGCACCGUGCCGCUGGCUCUGCCUCCUGCCCG
Cygnus olor (mute swan) is the source of this 825-nucleotide messenger RNA. Its product is annotated as adenine phosphoribosyltransferase-like. Gene Ontology annotation, molecular function: adenine phosphoribosyltransferase activity. The coding region runs from base 129 to 716 and encodes 195 amino acids. The record is from RefSeq and is a predicted model, not a curated record. NCBI's taxonomy places the organism in Eukaryota, Metazoa, Chordata, Aves, Anseriformes, Anatidae. The transcript is spliced from 6 exons.